This is a messenger RNA of Rhipicephalus sanguineus (brown dog tick), 390 nucleotides long. Its product is annotated as putative mediator of RNA polymerase II transcription subunit 21. Lineage: Eukaryota; Metazoa; Arthropoda; Arachnida; Ixodida; Ixodidae. The record is from RefSeq and is a predicted model, not a curated record. The transcript has a single exon. The coding region runs from base 1 to 390 and encodes 129 amino acids.
AUGCCUGAGACGAAGGAAGAAAUACCAGAAAACAUGGACACGUCUAGCACUAACAAGAGGACAAGGGAGGAGGCGGAAGGGAAGAAGGUGAAUGUAAUGAAAGCUUCCGAGGAACCACCGGCUAAGGCGAUUAUUGUGCGACGAAGACCGGCACCUAACGCCCUAAGUGAACGUCGUAUAGCCGAGACCCAGCCGCCGACCCAACUCCAACAGCAGCAAGAACAGGCUCAGCAGAAGCAGACAGUUCAUCAAGUGCAGACACAGCAACAGCAACCACUGCCGAAGCAGCAGACUCUUCAGCAGCGACAGACAAGUCAUCAUCAGCAGCAGCAGUUACAACAGCAGCAGAUGCCAUCAACGGGGUCGCCGUCAAAUCAACAGCCCCCGUAA